Messenger RNA from Penicillium mononematosum, 747 nucleotides. RefSeq names its product mediator complex subunit MED7 (gene med7). Gene Ontology annotation, molecular function: transcription coregulator activity. Gene Ontology annotation, biological process: regulation of transcription by RNA polymerase II. Lineage: Eukaryota; Fungi; Ascomycota; Eurotiomycetes; Eurotiales; Aspergillaceae. The record is from RefSeq and is a predicted model, not a curated record. The coding region runs from base 1 to 747 and encodes 248 amino acids. Gene Ontology annotation, cellular component: core mediator complex; mediator complex. The transcript has 2 exons.
AUGGCCGACGAGAGCCAACAACGAGCCGUGGCCACGGCAUUUGCGCCCCCACCGCCCUUAUGGAAACACUUUACGCGCGAGAAUGUCGACAAGCUGGAGGAGAUCAAAACCGAAGCUUCCAAAAGCGAAGAUGGACGGUUGCACAAGAACAAGCAAUGGUCAGCAGCUGAAUUACGCGCUCUGGAGCUUCCCUCAGAGCUCCGGUACCUGGUGCCUCCCGACAUCCCUAAAGGGCCGUACAGCGUCUUUGGCGAAUUGCAAACCAGCAAGGAAUCGAACAGCUCUACCCAGAACCCCCCGCAGCCGGUACCGAACAGGACUCACAGCCCUCGCCCCCCUCUCAAUCAUGCAUACUAUCUUCUCAAGAUCAGCAAGUCCCUGCUCCUUAAUUUCCUAGAGUUUACCGGCAUCUUAUCUGUGUCGCCGGAACAAUUCGAAUCCAAGGUCGAGGACCUGCGCAACUUAUUUAUCAAUGCACACCACCUUCUCAACCUCUACCGUCCGCACCAAGCCCGCGAAUCACUCAUCAUGAUGAUGGAAGAGCAGCUCAAUCACAGCCGAGAGGAAAUGAAUCAAAUGGACAAAGUCAAGGCGGAGGUUGAGGCUGUACUAGAGCAGUUGCAAGCGGAGGGCAGCUGCGUGGGUGCCACUGGGUCAGACGACGACACCGACCAGGCCAAGGCGCUGAAAGAAAAGGCCGAUGAGCACUCUCGGUUGAUCUGGGAUCUUCUGGACAAAGAAAAUUGA